CUGGCAACACGAAUUCGUUCCAAGCACACCGUCCUCCAGCUGAAAUGUGCAGCUAAUUAGAAAAUUGUUAUUUAACAACAUAAAUCACUAAAGUAUUGAAUUAAAAACGCUGAAACAUGUCGAUUGUGAAACGUGUGCAGCAAUGGGCAACCUUUGCGAGAACUUGGCACGUCUAUGAUUGCACCUGGCAAAAUCCCUUCGAGUCGGCGCUGCUAAUAAAGACACAUUUGAUGGGCUUGCAUAAACCCAUCUAUCAUCCAAUGACAAACACACGUUCAGUUAGCACUCAUCGACGCAUUCUACAACAACCUUUCGCCAGUAGCAGUUCACUGAUUUACGCUCAACAGCAACGCAAUAUGGGUCGUUUAAGUAAAGUAGAUCCCAGCUCUUAUUCCGAGCCCGAGCGCAUUGUUACCAAACAUAGCGCCUUCAAAUGGACCGUCGAUUUUACAAAUACAAAGCUGUUGGGCAGUGUAACGCAUAAAUUUAAUGUGUUGGAAGCAAACUUACCGGCUAUUCUGUUGGAUGUACGUGACAUCAGCAUAAAGAAUGCAUCUAUACUCUGUAGUGGCGGCUCAGCCAUACCCAUCAACUACUUUAUCAGUGAUCCAGUGGAUGAUAUUGGUGCUAAGUUGACAUUGGAGCUACCGGAGGGUACUGCUAAGGGAGACCUACUCGUACGCAUCGACUAUGAAACUUCCAAUCGUGCUAGCGGUCUGCAAUGGCUCACACCCGAACAAACACUGGGCAAGCAACAUCCAUAUCUAUUCAGUCAGUGUCAAGCGAUUCACGCACGUUCUGUAUUGCCAUGCCAAGAUACGCCCGCCGUAAAAUUCACCUACGAGGCUACAGUGGAACAUCCAAAGGAGUUGACUGCCCUGAUGAGUGCUUUAGUUGAAAAGAAGGAAACCGGUGUAACCAAAUUCAAGCAGGAAGUACCCAUACCAGCAUAUUUGUUGGCUAUAGCAAUCGGCGAUUUAGUUUCGCGUCCACUCGGUCCCCAAUCCAAUGUCUGGGCUGAAGCUGGUAUUGUAGAAGCGGCCGCGGAAGAGUUCUCCGAAACGGAUAAAAUGUUGAAAACCGCAUCGGAUAUUUGUGGACCCUAUGUUUGGAAGCAAUACGACUUGCUCGUGAUGCCACCAUCUUUUCCUUUUGGUGGUAUGGAGAAUCCUUGCCUAACCUUUGUAACGCCAACAGUGUUGGCUGGUGACAAGUCUUUAGCUGAUGUAGUGGCGCACGAAAUUGCGCACAGUUGGACAGGUAAUCUAGUAACAAACAAAAACUUUGAGCAUUUCUGGUUGAAUGAGGGUUUCACGGUAUUUGUGGAAACGAAAAUCGUGGGACGCUUGCAAGGCGAUAAGGAGCGCGACUUUCAUAUGCUGCGCAAUCUGACUGAGCUGAGAGAGUGUAUACGCACCCAAUUGGCCAACAACCCUGAACUCACUAAGUUGGUGGUGGAUCUUUCGAACUGUGGACCAGACGAUGCUUUCUCCAGCGUGCCCUACAACAAGGGCUCAACAUUCUUACGCUACAUUGAAGAUUUGCUGGGAGGACCAGAGGUCUUCGAGCCAUUCCUACGUAGUUACUUGCAAAAGUACGCCUACAAAUCGGUUGUGACUGAUGAUUUCAAAAGUGCCUUAUAUGAUUACUUCAACAAUACCGACAAAAAGGAUAAGCUAACCGAAAUCGAUUGGGACUUGUGGCUUAGCCACGAGGGUAUGCCACCAAUAAUACCAAAAUUCGAUGAAACACUCGCUGCUGUUUCGGAACAAUUAGCGAAAUUGUGGAGCACCAAGUCCACCACUGAGUUACGCGCUGACUCUGAUAUAACUAAACCGAUUUCUUCACAUCAACUAAUCGAUUUCCUCGGCAAAUUAAUCGAAAGCAGCGAAAUUGUUGAUUUGAAUGCGGAAAAAAUCGAAUUCCUAGAGAACACUUACAAGCUAAAGGACACCAAAAAUUCCGAGGUGCGUUUUCGGUUUUUGCGUUUAGUCAUUAGAGCGCGGUUGCUGAAACGUAUCGAUGAGAUUAUUGCAUUUGCCAAUUCCAACUUCCGCAUGAAAUUCUGUCGUCCCAUAUAUCGUGACUUGGGACAAUGGCCGGAGGCUAAACCUAUUGCGAUUAAAAGCUUCGAGAGUGUCAAAAAUCAAAUGAUGGCGGUUUGUGCGCACACCAUCGAGAAGGAUUUGGGCUUGAAAUAAGCAUUUAUUAGCUCUUACUUUUUUUUAUAAAUCGUUAAACUAAUGUAUUAACUGGACGCAUAAUAUUUUUUUUAUUAAACAAAGUGUUUAACCAAAGAAAA
Messenger RNA from Bactrocera neohumeralis, 2302 nucleotides. Its product is annotated as 39S ribosomal protein L13, mitochondrial. The record is from RefSeq and is a predicted model, not a curated record. The coding region runs from base 117 to 2201 and encodes 694 amino acids. Gene Ontology annotation, cellular component: mitochondrial large ribosomal subunit; cytosol; ribosome. Lineage: Eukaryota; Metazoa; Arthropoda; Insecta; Diptera; Tephritidae. The transcript has 7 exons. Gene Ontology annotation, biological process: negative regulation of translation; peptide catabolic process; translation. Gene Ontology annotation, molecular function: epoxide hydrolase activity; zinc ion binding; structural constituent of ribosome.